Struthio camelus australis is the source of this 4201-nucleotide messenger RNA. It is a transcript of the gene CAPN6, whose product is annotated as calpain 6. Gene Ontology annotation, cellular component: cytoplasm. NCBI's taxonomy places the organism in Eukaryota, Metazoa, Chordata, Aves, Struthioniformes, Struthionidae. Gene Ontology annotation, biological process: proteolysis. The record is from RefSeq and is a predicted model, not a curated record. Gene Ontology annotation, molecular function: calcium-dependent cysteine-type endopeptidase activity.
AAUAAACAAGGCUGCGCGUUUUGGGGCAGCUCCGAUGGUUUCCCGGUGUCCCUGUGACUCAUCCCUGGAAGGGGUCAUCCUGGAACACACCCCUCUAGUGAUGUGAUCGUGGUACAGUCCAAAGAGUUUCAGGUUAAGAAGCGGAGGGGAUCCUUGUUUGCAGGAGAGAUUUGAGGAGUUUGAUGUGCCUCAGAGCAGCGGCUGGCCUCAGCCAGGUAACUCAAGGAAGGAGAUAUACAUCCCUAACCAGUGGUAGGACGGAAGAGAAGAGAAAUUGAUGUACAAGAGUGUUCCAAGCAACAGAGGGAUAUGUCUUCAUCAGUGCAACUCUUCAAAGAUCAGAAGUACCAGGAGCUUAAAGGGCAGUGUAUCGAACAGAGACGGCUCUUUGAAGAUCCUGAGUUUCCAGCGUCAGAUGAGUCCCUUUUCUAUACGAGGGCCCCACCAAGGAGAGUUGAGUGGAAGCGCCCAAAGGAGCUCUGUGAAGAUCCUCACCUGUUUGUGAAUGGAAUCAGUUCCCAUGACUUGCACCAAGGCAUCCUGGGCAACUGCUGGUUUGUGGCUGCGUGCUCCUGCUUGGCUCUGCAGGAGACCCUCUGGCAGAAGGUGAUUCCAGACUUUAAAGAACAAGAAUGGGACCCUAAAAAACCGGAGAAAUAUGCUGGGAUUUUCCAUUUCCGGUUCUGGUGUUUUGGAGAAUGGACAGAGGUGGUUGUUGAUGAUCUGCUGCCAACAAUGGAUGGGAAGUUGAUCUAUUGCCAUUCCAAUGUGAAAAAUGAAUUCUGGAGCGCACUGUUGGAGAAAGCUUAUGCAAAGCUGGCUGGAUCUUAUGAAGCUCUAGAUGGAGGCAGCGCUGCAGAUGCAAUUGUGGAUUUCACUGGAGCAGUGGCGGAAUCUGUUGAUCUGAUACAAGGCAAAUACAGAGAGAUUAUUUCUGAACAGAUAAAGCUGUUUGAAGACUUGCUGAAAGUGCAUACGAGAGGCGGGUUGAUCAGCUGUUCCAUCACGGCUUCCAAUGGCAGUGCCAAUGAGAUGGAGACAGAGAUGGGUCUCGUCAUCGGUCAUGCCUACUCAGUGACUGCAAUUCGGAAAGUGCGCCUUGGAGAAAGACUCAUACUCUCUUUUAAGGCAGAAAAGCUCUUCAUGAUCAGACUGAGGAAUCCCUGGGGAAAGAGGGAGUGGAACGGUGCCUGGAGCGACAAUUCUGAAGAGUGGAAGAAAGUCAGUAAUUCAGAACGUAAAAGGUUGGGACUCACUGUUGAGAAUGAUGGAGAGUUCUGGAUGACAUUUGAGGAUUGGUGUAAAAAUUUCACUGAUGUGGAUAUCUGCCGGAUAGUGAAUACCUCCUACUUCAGUAUCCACAAGACCUGGGAGAAGAAAAUGAUGCAUGGGGCUUGGACAAAGAAUUCAGAGCCCCUUCUAAAUCGCUCUGGUGGAUGCUUCGAUAACAGAGACACCUUCCUGCAAAACCCCCAGUACAUCUUUGAUGUUAAGAAGACCGAGGACAAAGUGUUGGUCUCGUUACAACAGGAGGAUCGACGCAGGUACAAGAAAGAGGGGAGAGGAGAGAGCAUCCCCAUUGGCUUUGAAAUAUUCAAGGUGGAGGAUAACAGAAGCUAUCGGCUACACAAGCUGACUGUGCAGGAGAGAGUGGCCACAUCUAUGUACAUCAAUACCCGCACUGUGUUCUUGAAGAGGGUCCUUAAGCAAGGCCGCUACGUCCUUAUCCCAACUACGUACCAUCCUGGCAUCAUUACAAAGUUUAUCCUGAGACUCUUCACAGAUGUGCCAUCAAAACUCAGAGAGCUGAAGGCAGAUAAGCCCAAAAUGACAUGUUGGAGUCUUCUUUGUGGCUAUCCACGUAGAGUCACCCAAAUCAAAAUUCACUCUGCAGAGGGCUUACAGAAGCAAGACAGAUCAGGUGGAGCAGAUCCCUAUGUGCUUAUCAAGUGUGAGAACCAAAAAGUGCGCUCCACGGUUCAACAAGAUACUACCAGCGCUGUCUUCGACACACAAGCGAUUUUCUACCGAAAGAACAUCGACAGUCCCAUCAUUGUCCAGGUGUGGAACAGCAAUGUCUUGUGUGACCAGUUCCUCGGACAGGCGCUGCUGGCAGCUUCACCCGGUGACCCCAGAGAACAGCAGACUCUGCAGCUCCGAGGGAGAGGCAGCCGAGAAGCAGCCGAGGUGCCAGGUCGCAUCACUGUCAAGGUUUUUUCCAGCGAUGACCUCGUGGAGCUAUGAAUACCAGAGCCCCGCAGAGCCAGACAGAACUGUCACCUCGCAGCAGGGGGGCUUGUCUGUGCUUUCUGUGUGAAUGACUCGGGAGCAAAGGUUGCACAUAAUCGUAAUCGCUUUAAAAAACUAACUCUCCAUAUUAUCAUGGAUAAUGGGAAGAGAGGUUUUUAAGGGGGGGGACAAAUAUAUAUGUGUAUAUAUAUACACACAGAUAUAAACGCACACACACAUAGAUAGAGAUAGAUAUAUAUAUAUAUACACACACACACACUUGAUGCAGCAAGCACAGUAGAAGAUGGGCCAAACUAAACGUCAGCAGCCAAGUUCGUUAAAACAUGACCAUCUUGCAUAGAUAGCUCUCAACAGAAGCUGGACACGCGCGUGACUGUUCUCGCAGGUUCCCCGCACACGGCUAUCGUUUCUCAGCAGCAGGAGUGGAGGCAGGCAGGAUGGGUGCAUCUCCAGGGUGACAGACCAGCAGGUUGGUGGGGUGGAGGGCACACAGUGGACUUGGGUGGCUCAGUCCUUGUCCACUGCCGGACUGCACCUAUGAGAGGGAUUUCUUUGAGCUUUGAUAUGAAUUCUUCUUCCAUAUAUUGCUAUAACCAUUUUGAUGAAUGUCACUGUUGCUGCUGCAGAUUAGACUUUUUUGUGCCUAGCUAAAAUGUCAUUACCUGAGUAGUUCAGUAAUUCGUAAUCAUAAGACCAGGUAUGCCAUGGCAACGUUAAAAGAGAGGGGCAGCUCUUGUACUCCCUGUUAGAACACGACAGCCAGUGAGAGCUUUGCCAACGUUAACCGCUCUCAGAUUAACUUUCAGAUUAUGUUAUUGCCCACCCCAAGCUGGUGACUCACAAAUUGGUGUCUCUGGCCAGGAAAAGGGCACCUCACAAUUCAUCUGUGGCUUUGCUGAGAAGACAGACUCAGUGAUGGGACACCCCCCCCCCUGCCCAAGGAAGCUUUCUUUAAACCACUUGGUGCUCAAAUGGAGUAACAGUCACUUGGCCUUAUUAGAUGUGGUGGGUAGCACCAGACUGAAAGAGGACACAAACGCCACAUGGUAGGGACGGGUUCGUAAAACAAAGGUGCUGUGCCUUGCCUUACGUUAGGUUUUCUGUCUGCAAGUUUUGCAUCAGUUUAUAGCUGAUUGAUAGAGCUGAAGUGUUCGAUAAGGUUUAACUUGGGUGUGAUGAAGGCAGGCAUUGUUUCAGACUUCCUGCAGGGCAGGGGUCAGGUACAAACUUCCUUCUAACCUUUGCACAUAGCCCAGUGGUAGGGUUUCCUCGUAGCAGACGUUUCUGUGUUGUCAAGGUGUAGUGAUUCUGGUAGUGUGAGAGGCUCACAGUGUUAGAGCCCUCAGAAGUGGCAUUUUCUGUAGUUGCAAAUUCUGAUUUUUGAGUGCGAAGCUAGGAGCUGACCGUUUUGCCUUUCAUUCAACCAGAAAAUUUGGCUUUCUUUGUACCUGGUCACCACUUCAGCCAUUUUGUGCAUGUUUUAUAGUUUAUAAAAUGCCCCUCAGUAGAAUUAACGUUUUCACAAAGGGUUUUGAAGUUUUCUUAGGGCUCCAAAAACAUCACUGCUGAGGGAGAAAAAUGAUUCCUGACAUCUGGAGGCUGGAACGCGAGGCUGUGCACGAUACUGUACUGCCACCGGGUUAGCUGUGUGUGCCGAGGGCUUACAUCCGGCUCUCUCGGGAGGGAGCUUGGGCUUGAGCCAUUUCUGCACGCGGAGCGUUUGUCAGAUGUGACCGGCACACCGUUGGCAGCCCCACAGGCAAGUGGAAUUUUGUUCUCUGAAAACUCAUAGCACCCGAGCUGCUCGCUCGCAGAUAUGAUUGUAAAGUGCAUUUAAAAAAAAAAAAAGCCUCAGGUUUCCCAUACAGUCCGGAGAGCCUGAGCAAGCCACGCAGGGACCCGCCGAGGCCACCUUAUCCCAGCGAGUGCCCGGCUUGUCGGCCGCGCUGCU